CAUGCAGAACGCUUUGCAGCAGAAUGGGAUCGUUUCUCAGUUUCAGAGGACUUUACAGUGUUUGUCUGUGACAGUCUGUUCUCAAAGUAAGCAGCAGUUGUAUGAGUCUCAACAGAAACCAGAGAGAACUGCGUUCAGAUGGCAGCAUUUUAACCCACAAACACAUGCUGCAUGUUGACCCAAAGCAGAUCUCAGAUGCACAACAGUCUGGCAUGUUGCUCCGCACCCUGUAUGAAGCCUCUCCCAUGUGGUCGGCAUGCAAGCAGCUGCCCUCCAAUAACACUGAGCCACUAUCCCCACAUGGACCUGUCAUCUGUGGGGCAUUUAAACUUUAAAUGGCCAGCGUGGACAGCUGGGUGUGUGGGAGUGUAUGAACACUGAUGCAGCCUCAUCUGCUGACCAGCAUAAGAGGCUCAGCUGAAGCUUUAACUCGAGGAUAUAUUCCUCUGUAACACCUUCCGCUUCUUUUGGAGUUUUCUGAGCGUUUGAUCCGGUCAUGGGCGCUUUUAUCGCCAAGAUGCUGCUUCCAACCAUCAGCAGCCUGGUGUUCCUGCCGGCAGCCAGUGUGGCUGCAAAGAGGGGUUUCCACACAGAGGCCAUGGUCUACUUCUUCACCAUGUUCUUCACUGCGAUUUAUCAUGCAUGUGACGGUCCGGGCCUCUCCAUCCUGUGUUUUAUGAGGUACGACAUCCUGGAGUACUUCAGUGUCUACGGCACGGCGCUCUCCAUGUGGGUCACACUCAUAGCUCUGGGAGACUUCGAUGAACCCCAGCGCUCCAGUAUAACUAUGUUUGGAGUGCUCACCAUCGCCGUUAGGAUCUACCAGGACCGCUGGGGCUACGGCAUCUACUCCGGACCCAUCGGAUCGGCCGUCUUCAUCAUCACCGUCAAAUGGCUGCAGAAGAUGAAGGAGCUGAGGGCGGUUUAUCCGGAGAAGGCCGUUUACACGCAGCAGGUCGGUCCAGGCUGCUGCUUCGGCGCUCUCGCCCUGAUGCUGCGCUUCUUCUUUGAGGAGUGGGACUACGCCUACGUCCACAGCUUCUACCAUCUGUCUCUGGCUGUGUCCUUCGUGCUGCUGCUGCCGAAGAAGAACCGCUACGCAGGGACGGGGGAAAAUGCUGCAAAGCUCACCUGUUUAACGCUCUGCUGCUGCAGCAUAGCCCCGGGUUCUUCUAAGCAAAAGUCAGAAAAGCCAAAGAAGUCGUCGUCUCGGACGGUGUGGCGAGUCCCAACGGAGAAGCUGUGGACUCGAGGGUCCAGCACCCCCACCCUCCCUGUUUGCAGCCCCCCACCCUCCACACCCAUCAAAGGGACAAGCAUCAGCAAGCUCAAAGAGAUGAACGGCUGGAAGUGAAGUCCUGGUCACUCUGACGACUCCGUAAGACGCUGGAAAGUCACCAAAUACCUGUCAGGACGCAGGAAACUGGCCACCGUGCGGAUUUGCCUUUCCGCUCUGAAACCGCCUUUUGGCUGGUAGACCAUUUAAGCAGCCGUCCCAGGAAUCCAGCAGCCACUGAAGCCAGAUGAUACACAAACAAAAGUGACCCCACGUAAAGUUUGAGGCGUAUUAGACCUCGGAUCAGAACCCGGGACACACACACAGCACCGUCUCUAAGACAGGCGGCCGAGACGAGCCUGUAAAACUGACAGGGAAAUUUAUGAGAUGAUCAGACCAGCAGAUGGUUUAUCUCUCCAAAAUACAUAAAUUGUGUUUAGAGAUGUUCCUCUGGGGGAGACGUUGGUCUGCUCACUUCUUCCCGUCCUCCUCUUUUCCAUCUCUCAGAGAAAGGAGAGUUAUUGGACUGUAAAGCAGAGCUCGGCGUUUUAUACGUCCUGGAGGUGCCAGAGGCGUCCUGAGGAGCAGCCGCCCAGACCUCAGUCUGACUGAGACGUCUUAAUGCUUUCUGGAGCGGCAGGUGGACUCCUGCUGGCUUCUCUGUCUCUGUUUAUCUAACUGCACUCUGUGUGAUGAUAUAUUUAUUACUGUUUGAAUCAUUUGUGUCUGAUUAGCUUAAUGUUGUAUUUUUUUAAUAAACUGGUCUAUUGAGAAUAUAUUAAUAACAGCUUUUAAAGUCUU
Messenger RNA from Fundulus heteroclitus (mummichog), 2077 nucleotides. It is a transcript of the gene mymk, whose product is annotated as myomaker, myoblast fusion factor. The transcript has 6 exons. The coding region runs from base 497 to 1354 and encodes 285 amino acids. The record is from RefSeq and is a predicted model, not a curated record. Gene Ontology annotation, cellular component: plasma membrane. Lineage: Eukaryota; Metazoa; Chordata; Actinopteri; Cyprinodontiformes; Fundulidae.